Molecule: messenger RNA, 471 nt
Organism: Elephantulus edwardii (Cape elephant shrew)
Lineage: Eukaryota; Metazoa; Chordata; Mammalia; Macroscelidea; Macroscelididae
Gene: PRR13
Product: proline rich 13
Exons: 4
Coding region: 1-471 (156 amino acids)
Cellular component (GO): nucleoplasm
Source: RefSeq, a predicted model, not a curated record
AUGACGAGACUUCGAGACUUCGUCUCACGCUUGAGAAAACACCUGAACAUGUGGAAUGCCGGUACCGGACUGCCGGGGCCAAAUCCAUACCCCCCCAACAUUGCAUGUCCUGGGGGUUCCAACCCUGUCUAUCCACCACCUGGCAAUCCUGCUUUUCCUCCAGGCUCCUUUCCCACUCCCCCAGGAGUACCUCAUGGGAAUCCAGCCUUGCCCCCAUGUGCACCUCCACAACCUGUGCCCCAGCCAGGGUAUCCGGGAUGCCACCCCCCAGGACCCUAUCCACCUCCUUACCCACCACCUGCCCCUGGCAUGCCUCCUAUGAAUCCCUUGGCUCCUGGCAUGAUGGGACCAGGAAUGGUGAUGGAUAAGAAGACACGGAAAAAAAUGAAGAAAGCUCAUAAAAAGAUGCACAAACACCACAAACAUGGCAAGCAUUCCUCCUCCUCCUCUUCCAGCAGUGACUCUGACUGA